GCGACGGAAAUGCGUCACUCGCGGUGGCCGCGGGAAGGCGCCCGGCGCGCCUCCAGCAUGGCGGCACUGCGGGCGCUGCGGGCGGCGAGGCAGCGGCUGCCGGGGCUCGGCCCGGCGGGGCUCAGGGCGUUCUGGGGCGGCCGCAGCAGGAAGGAGGAGAAAGACGUGGAAGCAGACGGAGCAGCUCCUGAGAAGGAGGAGAGGAGUGAGCGCAGCCUGAUCUGCCCCCCGGCGCGCAGCCGGAGCUACCUCCCUCCCGAGAACCUGCGGACCUGCCUCGAGUCCCACGUCAGGGAGGUCUUUGGGCCGUGUGUCCCCGAGGACUGGCAGCAGACUCCCUUGAGGGAGACCAGGCUGAAGCAUCGCCUGCUGGCCCAGCUGGCCGCAGAGCUGGGCCACGCUGUGCCCAACUCGCGGCUGCACCAGCUGCGCCGCGCCGGGGACGUGCUGGGUUUCUAUCGCACCCCCGUGAAGGACGGGACCAAGUUCGAUGAACUCGCGGCCGCAGAGCUUCCCCCGAACCUGAAAAUCAUCUGGCAGCAGUGAGUCCCCGUGGAGCGUCCCCGUGCCUGGCUUGUGCUGCAGGGCAGCAGCAGAGCCCUCCCGCUGGGGUGAGGUCUGUGAAUUUCACUAAUAAAGGUUCACUGAAAUCUCUUCACCCCGUAAUGGUGAAGUCUCCAACAGCCCUAUAAAAUCAGCUGCCAUCGAGGCAUCUUGUUGAAUUCUCCAAUGUCUGUUAAGGGCCCCAUCUUUUAAGUUCUUUGGAUGUUAGUUUUUCUUACAAGUUGGCUGUGUGUUUAAUUGUUCUUCCUGUCUUUAACUGAUGAUGCAGGUCUGCUUUUAAUCAGGAGGCAAGCAGGGAAGUCAGGAGGACAAGAAAAUAAAUGCAACAGUGUGAGAAA
Corvus hawaiiensis (hawaiian crow) is the source of this 902-nucleotide messenger RNA. Its product is annotated as 39S ribosomal protein L50, mitochondrial-like. Lineage: Eukaryota; Metazoa; Chordata; Aves; Passeriformes; Corvidae. The transcript is spliced from 2 exons. The record is from RefSeq and is a predicted model, not a curated record. Bases 10 to 546 code for a protein of 178 amino acids. Gene Ontology annotation, cellular component: mitochondrion; mitochondrial large ribosomal subunit.